Peronospora matthiolae is the source of this 840-nucleotide messenger RNA. The record is from the annotation of a GenBank genome assembly. NCBI's taxonomy places the organism in Eukaryota, Oomycota, Peronosporomycetes, Peronosporales, Peronosporaceae.
AUGGAGUGGCUCGACGUUGCGAAGGACCUGAAUGCUGGGACGAUCGGAGGCGUCGCGGGCAUCAUCACUGGCCAUCCGUUAGACACGGUCAAAGUCCAGCUGCAGACGAGCCACGACGUGGGUGCUGGAGUGCUCCGUACCCUGCAGCGGGUCGUGCACGCCCAGGGCCUCGUCGGUCUCUACCGCGGACUGCUGUCCCCGAUCCUGAGCAACGCGCCGAUCAACGCCGUGGUCUUUGGCGUGCAGGGCCAAGUCGUCCGUGGGUUGCAACUGCAACACGACCGGCCGCUAUCGAGUGUCGAGCACUUUGUAGCGGGCUCCAGUGCAGGACUCGUGCAGGUUUUGUUUGCGGCGCCUUCGGAGCACGUGAAGAUCCAGGUGCAGACAGGCGCGAUCGGUCAGCACGUGAGUUCGCUUGGGGCUGCAAAGACCAUUUACCAGACACAUGGGAUGGCGAAGCUGUUCAAGGGCUGGCAAGUGUGUCUCCUAAGAGACGUGCCUGCAUUUGGAGCCUACUUUUGUGGCUACGAGGCCACGAAACGAGCGCUGACUGAAGGCGAGAGCUGCAACGAGACGGACGUGAAGCUUAUGGUGGCGGGAGGCAUGGCUGGGAUGCUCUCGUGGGUCGUGAGCAUGCCGCAGGACGUGGUCAAGAGCUGCGUACAGAGUCAGAGUCUCGACGGCAAGCAGAUGGGCAUAACACAGAUGGUCCGGUCGAGACUGCAGCAGGAGGGACCACGGUUCUUUUUCAAGGGCUUUAGUGCAACGAUGCUUCGGGCGUUUCCAGUCAGUGCAGUGACGUUCUUGGUCUAUGAGAAGACGAUGCAGUACAUGUCCUGA